Peronospora belbahrii is the source of this 2247-nucleotide messenger RNA. The record is from the annotation of a GenBank genome assembly. NCBI's taxonomy places the organism in Eukaryota, Oomycota, Peronosporomycetes, Peronosporales, Peronosporaceae.
AUGCAAAACAACGGUAUUCCAAGAGUGUCAACACUACCAUCAAAACCGGAACUAAGAGAAGAUUUGCAGAUAUCACGUAAGAUUUCCAUGAACGACACCAUGAGGACCCCUCAAAUGAUCAUUGGCGACGGUUCCGUUUUGAAGAUGGAUCAACUUUUGACCUUAGAUUUCGAUGAUCAUCAAUCAAAUGCUUUACUAUUUAUAACAUCUCACCCGUCUAAAUGCGAUGAGUGCGAACAACGACCUGGUCAAGUGACCUGUAAUGAUUGCGGUCUAGUCUAUUGUGCCGAAUGUGACACUCAUAGACACCGUAAAGGGAAACUGCAAUUGCAUCAGCGAAAGACACUAGCACAAAAGCAAAUUGAAAGUCCAGAACUUGAAGAACUUGAGGAGGAACGGGAGAAAUGUAUUGCCAAGUGGAAAACCUGUGACGUGUGUGACUGGCUACAAGCUCACGACUUGGAUUUGUUUGUGAAAGAAGCACAACGACAAGGACUUACUGGAGAAAGUCUAUUGGCUUCAAAUGGACUAGACAAGCUCUUGGAUGCUUUAACGGGUGUUAGUCGUGGGCACAAGAAAAAGUUGCAGAGAGAAGUUUACAAGCUUCAGAAUUCAAUCGAACGCUCGUUAACUUUUGAGGACGAAGUAUUACCUGAACCUGCACCUUCACCACCGAUAGAUCCAGACAAGAGUUCAAUGCAACGUGUCAAACUUGAUAUCCGCGGUGCUGUUGAGUCAAUGGUAACGUUACCAGCUCGGCAACUUGCGCCAGAAUUGAAUCCGUUAGGAUUUAGCCCAUUGAAGAUUGACUUGGAUGAAGAUGAUCGUGUAGCAAGUAUAGCUCCCAAGCGGAGCAGAGGUGGGAGACAGACUUUACGUGCGCUAGAACUGGAUAUUGCACAGGUAAAAAAGGAGGAGAAGACAGUAGCUGCGUCUUUUGAUUUCUCGGCAACAGGAAGACUGCAGACCCAAGGUUUUGAGAUUAAUACACGUGGUAUGGCUAACGUGCCUUUUGCAAGCCCCCAGCAGUGCGAAGCACAUGGAAAGAAGUCUGCAUCAACGGCAAAUACAGUCAGUACGAAAGACUACUUGCUGCUGCUUGAGGAACUUGGCCAUGGAGCUGGUGGAAAAGUGUACAAGGCGCUGUAUAUGCCAACGUUCAUGCUGGUUGCUGUAAAGGUCAUUCGUGUCUACGACCAGAAGAAGCGUCAUCAAAUGGUGCGUGAACUCAAGUCAUUAUACGUGAAUUUUGUGCCGCUGGCUACUGCCACUUUGCCGUCUACUUUUGCUGCAACAUCAUCCGUUGCACAAGCAGCAUGCAAAGAGCUUGUAGUCUUUUACGACGCGUACACAAAUCCUGAGGUUGGUUCCGUAUCGAUUGUUUUGGAGUACAUGGAUGGAGGUUCUCUGGAAGAUUAUGUACAGUCUGUUACCGAAGGCGAUGAAGAGAACGCGGGUUGCUUGUCCGAAGAGAAGAUUGCGAAUAUUGCGAUGUGCGGAUUGAAAGGUCUUGCUUUCUUGCAUGAGCAUCACCAGCUACAUCGAGAUAUCAAGCUUAGCAACAUGCUGAUAAACCACCAAGGUCAAGUCAAGAUAUCGGAUUUCGGUAUUUCACGCGACCUCGAGAGUACUUUGGCCAAGGCAACGACAUUCACGGGCACACUUUUGUACAUGGCACCUGAAAGAAUCAGUGGGGGUAUGUACUCGUAUCCUUCCGACCUCUGGUCUUUUGGGCUAGCAAUCAUGGCUUGUGUUAUCGGAAAGCUUCCUGUCCCGACCAGCGACGGCUACUGGGGUGUGGUUCACGCUGUGCAAGAGCAACCUUCACCGCGGCUUCAGGACUAUGGCGACCACUUUUCCCCGGAGUUGUGCGAUUUUCUCGACCAGUGCUUGCACAAAAACCCGCUAUAUCGACCUCCUGCUGCUACCCUCCUUGAGCAUCCGUUCAUUAAGAAGAAUUACUUGCCAAGCGAGCAAGCAACCGUUGAUUUGAGUCGAGGCCGACAGCCUCUAACAACAAAGCUACUUGAGCGCAGUCGCAAAGACAUGAUAAGCAUUGCCGUGAAGGCUCAAAGCUGGUGUCGAGACCAUGUCAAUGCUUUUCGACGACUUUCGUACAUCAAUGAGGGAACGGAGGUACAAAGCACUUCCAGCCAGAGCAAGAUCGAGGCUCUAGCCAAACAGCUGCGCCUACCAGUCGACGAAGUGGCGCCACACUUUACGUUCCUAGAUGAGUAUUGCAAAUGA